Lindgomyces ingoldianus is the source of this 873-nucleotide messenger RNA. RefSeq lists its product as uncharacterized. The transcript has 3 exons. The record is from RefSeq and is a predicted model, not a curated record. The coding region runs from base 1 to 873 and encodes 290 amino acids. NCBI's taxonomy places the organism in Eukaryota, Fungi, Ascomycota, Dothideomycetes, Pleosporales, Lindgomycetaceae.
AUGGAGCCUGCCCGGGACGCACCUUGGGCAGAGCACGAAAAGGUAUACCUUCUGGCCGAAAUAAUCAAGGCGGCGCCAAUACCGUCCCAUGUCUUGUACGGCCUCAUUCGCGACUCCAACAUCCAGCCCAAAUGGAACGACAUUGCCCUGCCUCACGCCUAUUCGACCCCCGACUACAGGCGGGCCCCUCAACUACCCACUCCCAUCGUCUAUUCUGGCCCCGAGAUACCGAAGAAGCGCACCCACCAACCAGAGACACAGACGCCAAUUGGCCGCCUUCUCCAACCUCGCCCCCCACACACAUUUCCUCAAGAAUUCGUGAGCGGCCCCACCUAUCAUCAAAUGACCCCGGCCGGUGAGCCAGCAAACAAGAAGAAGCGGGGUCGACCGACGAGGGCAGAAGCGCAGGCAAGAGCGGACGCGGCUGCAGCACGCGGCGAAGUGUAUCCACCACCUCGGACGAAGAGAGCAUCAGUAACGGCACCAGAACCACACCUCGGGGAAGCGCGACCGCUCGGGGGGACUCCACCUGGCACGCUCGCGGGUCCCCCCGGAGCAUCGACUACUCCGCAGCAGCCUCCGACAGAGCGAGCAGCAGAAUCAUCUUCUGGGAAAAAGAAGCGCAGCAAGCCUACACCACUGGAGUUAGAGAAGUCACAGAGAGAACCAAGUGAAACAGAAUCGCCCUCGGCCUUUGGAUCAGCACUUGGAGACCCAAGGAGCAGUCGAGCGUACUCGACCUUCACACCCAUAUCCGCCCCCCUACCAUCAGCAACAGAACCGAGGGAUCGAGACCUACGAAUGGAAGGAGUUGAAGAAUCGCAGCCCCGAACUACCACCCCUCACUCGUUUAAAGAUACAGUCGGCAUAUAA